UGGGCUGGGGGUGGGUGGGUGGUGGUGGGGAAGCGGUUGCUGCUGCUUCUUCCAAGCCGGGCGAGGGGGGAGCGUCGGAGCAGCCGCCAGAGGAGAUGUUGCCGCCGCCUUCGCCGCCCCUCCGCUCCCGGCACUCGUGCGCGGCUUCCAGCUAGCCUCGUCGCGGCACUCGGCGGGGAAGCAGUUCAUUCCCCACCACCACGCGCGUUCCCGGCACAGGCUCGUCUCCCCGGCUGCUGAUAAAAUGCAUGUGUCAUUAGCUGAAGCCCUGGAAGUUCGGGGUGGACCACUACAGGAAGAAGAAAUAUGGGCUGUGCUGAAUCAGAGUGCUGAAAGCCUUCACGAGUUACUCCAAAAAGCUGAUCCAACUGCUUUGGGCUUUCUCGUAUCUCCCUGGUCUCUUCUGCUACUUCCAUCUGGCAGCGUAUCGUUUACGGAUAAAAAUGUUUCUAAUCAAGAUCUGCAAGCCUUCACAGAACCAGGAGCUCUCCAAAAUCGGUCCCUGUCAUCUGUUUCUGAUGUUGAAAAGGCCCACAUUUAUUCUCUUGGAAUGACCCUUUAUUGGGGAGCUGACUAUGAGGUUCCAGAAAGCCAGCCAAUCAAACUUGGAGAUCAUCUGAACAGCAUCCUCCUUGGUAUGUGUGAAGAUAUUGUGUAUGCUCGUGUGUCUGUACGGACCGUUCUCGAUGCCUGCAGCGCUCACAUACGGAACAGCAACUGUGCACCUUCUUUCUCAUAUGUAAAGCAGUUAGUCAAACUGGUUCUGGGGAGUUUGCCCGGGGUAGACCAGCUUUCUGGGGAGAAAAAGCUUCACACAGACAGGAGCCAGGCCAUUCGAGAGAGGCUGAGAGGAAAACGACUUCCCACAGGAAAAAUGACUGAUGCAGCAAUUGGUUACCCGGCCCCAUUUUCUCAGCAAAUCGUGCUUAACAAAGGACUUAGUAAGUCAUUGGAGUUCUUGUCAACCAGGGACUCAUGUGGUGAAAAGGAAUUUUCUCAAACUAUUGCCUCUGAUUACAAUUCUGGCCACGAAGACAGUACAGAUAGUUGCUGUCCUUACCGAUUCAGAGCUUCCAACCUGGAAAAGAAAGCCAACAAUGAUCCCAAACGCAAAGUAUGGGCUUCUUCCUCUGAUUUGUUGUGCGCAACUCAUAAAGUCACAGAGGGGGACUAUGUCACAGAUUCUCUUAAGCACCAUCAUCAAGGCGGAACCAUUUUAGGACGGACUUCAGGAGCUCCCAUAAACAAAGAAGGCAGAUAUUCUGAUGGGAGCAUAGCCCUUGAUAUAUUUGGCCCUCAAAAACUUGACCAAAUGCUUCAUGUAUCAGAGACCUCAACAUCGGCAGCCUUACUAUGUGCCUUUGACAGGAUCAAAGAGAAGCAGAAGAAAUUGCAGUUGCUGAGAGAAGCCAUGAACGUAGAAGAGCACGUACGAAAAUAUAAAUCUUACCAUAGUGAUGUAUGCAACACUGACAGUGAGGGCCCAUCUUUCAUUGCUUCCGAGACAGAUUUUAGACAAGUUCCAGUGAGGAGGUAUGAAGCUCUGAAAGAUGAGUCCAGUGGGUCUUCCUUAAGAAUAGAUGAUACCUCUUCAUCAGGUCAAAAACCAGGACAAAGAUCAAGGCAGUAUGAAGCAACUCCUGAAGACAGCCUGUUGAGCCAAGAAGUAAUGUUGAAGCGCCAGGAGGAGGAAAUGAUGCAACUGCAAGCUAAAAUGGCGCUCCGGCAGUCUCGGCUCAGCCUCUAUCCUGGAGACCUGGUGAGGCCAACCGUGCUUGAUAUGACAAAGGAUCCACUUAGAGAAAUUGCUUUGGAAACAGCCAUGACGCAAAGGAAGCUAAGGAAUUUCUUUGGUCCUGAGUUCGUAAAAACUACCAUUGAACCCUUUGCCUCCUUGGAUAUGCCAAAAUCAAUUUUGAACAAGAAAGGGAAGAAUGAAGACAAUCGUCGGAAAGUCAACAUCAUGCUUUUAAGUGGCCAAAGACUAGAACUGACUUGUGAUACUAAGACCUUAUGCAAAGAUGUAUUUGAUAUGGUAGUCGCCCAUAUUGGUUUAAUGGAGCAUCACUUGUUUGGAUUAGCUUCCUUAAAAGAAAAUGAGUACUUCUUCAUCGAUCCAGAGCUGAAGCUAACUAAAGUAGCCCCUGAUGGCUGGAAGGAAGAAUCUAAGAAAAGGAACAAAAACACUGUAAACUUCAUCUUGUACUUCCGGAUUAAGUUCUUUGUGGAUGACAUUAGUCUGAUUCAGCACACCUUGACGUAUCAUCAGUACUACCUGCAGUUAAGGAAAGAUCUUCUAGAAGAGAAGAUACACUGUGAUGAUGAAACAGCCUUAUUGUUGGCUUCCUUGGCCCUCCAGGCAGAAUAUGGAGAUUACCAAGAUGAAGUACAUGGCUUAUCCUACUUCAGAACAGAACACUAUUUGCCAGCAAGAGUGAUAGAGAAUCCGGAGCUACCUAAUGUGAAAGAAGAAUUGCCAAAACUGCACAGCACCUAUGCAGGUGCCUCUGAAAACCAAGCUGAAAUAGAAUUUCUGAAGAUUUGCCAGAGGCUGACCGAUUAUGGUGUACAUUUUCAUCGUGUGCUGCCGGAGAAAAAAUCUCAGACUGGAAUUCUGCUAGGCAUUUGCUCCAAAGGAGUUCUUAUUUUUGAAGUUCACAAUGGUACCCGAAUGCCUGCCCUUCGUUUCCCGUGGAGAGAAACAAAGAAAAUUUCCUUCAGUAAAAGAAAGAUAACGCUGCAGAAUACAUCCGAUGGUAUAAAGCACACGUUCCAGACAGAUACAACCAAGACCUGCCAAUACUUGUUACAGCUCUGCUCUGCUCAGCACAAAUUCCAGCUCCAGAUGAAAGCCAGGCAAAGCAACCAGGAUGCUCAGGAAAUCGAAAGAGCUUCCCUUCGGAGUCUCAGCCUCCAUCCAGACUCCGUGAAAGGAUUCAACAUGGGACGUGCCAUCAGUACCAACAGCCUGGCCAGCAGCACGUUAAACAGACUUGCCGUCCGGCCGUCGACAGUACAGGCGGAGAUUCUCAAAAGACUCUCCUAUUCGGAAUUGUCCCUUUUCCAGCCUGCCCAAGGCUAUUCCCGAGACAAAAACGAGAAGACGUCCUGGGAGGAACGGCCCAAAAUUAUGAGCAAAUCUUUCCACGACUUGACCCAGAGUCAGGUGUUAGUCAGCCCCCUUCGGAAAAAUUUUGUCACCCCUGGGAAUUCCUCAUCACGGAAAAUGGAGGGAUUGAUGGAGAAGAUCUUUCAAACCACGGCGAAAUCUGAUCCCGAAUCGGUGGUUGGAGGAGCAAAACUCAACAAUUCACACUCCCAUGCAGGUUUAAAUGCCAGUCUAGAAAGAAAGAAAAAUGAAUUUGACUCUUCAUCCGCAGAAGAUGCAGGUCAGGCCUUUGUAAUAGAUGGUCUCCAAACAGAGAAGAAUAUACUGGUAGUGUCUUCACCAGAAAGGGAGAUCAACUUGAUCAAUUUGAAAAAAGAUGAAAAAUAUGGCUUAGGGUUUGAGAUAACUGGUGGGGAGAAGACUGGAAAACUUGAUCUUGGAAUUUUUAUCCAUUCAGUCAUUCCUGGAGGACCAGCUGAUUUGCAGGGAUCAUUAAAACCAGGAGAUCGUCUGAUUUCAGUAAACAAUGUGAGUUUGGAAGGGGUCAGCCAUCCUGCAGCUUUAGAAAUUAUUGAGCAUGCUCCAGAAAAUGUGACCCUUGUCGUUUCUCAACCUAAGGAUGGAUCAGUUAAAGGAACCUCCAGUCUCCAAAGAAAGGGAUAUUUUAAAAAGUCUUCCUUGAUGGCAGACCAUGAGGCCGAGUCGUCUUCGGAGGAGCAGAACUGGCCAGUGAGUCACUGGAGACCCAACUGUGGAAGUUUAUCCGGCAUUUGCUCGAGCAAGUGGGGUGGAAGUCUCAGCUCCCAAGACUCCAGGACGGAGAGUGCUAGCCUGUCCCAGGGCCAAACUAACCACAGCUGUGGCCACCAUAUGAAUGACCAACAGGAUUUGCAACGUUGCAGUAAUCCUCUCCUGGGCCCUCCCAAAGGCAGCGAGAGGAAUGGAUCUUCUUCAGAGACCAACCUGAUCAAAACCAAACUGACUGGCACGGCAGAUACCCCUGACUAUUCUGACCGAGGGGAUUCCGACAUGGAUGAAGCCACUUAUUCCAGCAGCCAGGAGCAAACGGCAUUGAAAAAGGAAUCUUCCUUGGUGAAUUUCUUCAGCUCCGUGAAUUCUAAAAUGCCUCUUAAACCUGGAGAUAUCUUUGAAGUCAAACUGGUCAAAAAUGAGAACGGCUUGGGCAUAAGUGUUACGGGUGGCGUGAACACCAGUGUGAAGUAUGGAGGACUUUAUGUGAAGGCAAUCAUUCCUAAGGGAGCAGCUGAAGCUGAUGGUAGGAUUCAGAAAGGUGACCGAGUGCUUUCUGUUAAUGGGAUCACAUUGGAAGGAGCAACACAUAAACAGGCUGUGGAAAUCAUGAGAAACACUGGCCAGGAGGUCCAUCUAGUACUAGAAAAGGGCCAACUUCCAUCAGCCAGAGUCCAUCCUCCCACAACAUCACAUUGCACACCUACAAACAAACCCAGUCAUAGUGCGCUCUUGGAGAAACCUGUGAAGAAGACUUCAAGUGCCAGAGAAUACAACUUUGUCACUGAUGACAAUACAUUUGAAGUGAAACUCGUGAAAAACAGUUCUGGCCUAGGGUUCAGUUUCUGCCGUGAAGAUAGCGUCUCCCCAGAACAGCCGGGUUCCAGUAUAGUCAGGGUGAAAAAGCUGUUUCCCGGACAACCAGCUGCAGAGAGUGGGCAGAUUGAGGUCGGAGAUGUCAUCCUGAAAGUCAACGGUUCCUCUCUAAAAGGAUUAUCUCAGCAGGAAGUCAUCUCAGCUCUCAGGGGAACGUCUCCUGAAGUCACGCUUCUCCUCUGCAGACCGCUUCCUGGAAUAUUACCAGAGAUUGAUCCUACGUUAUUGACCCCCAUCCAUUCCCCACCACAAAUAUUCCCCAAAGCGGGCAAAGAAAAUCUGCCGCCCCCUAAUGGAGAGCAAGAAGAUAGCUCUGAUGAAAACGAAGCCCUUGACCAGAGCAAGAAGAUCCGGUCCCCUUCUCGGAGAGACAGUUACAGUGACAGCAGUGGGAGCGGAGGGGAGGAAAUGGUGACAAACCCAGCCAGCCCGAAGUGGAAUUCUGCUUUCUAUCAAACCCCAAGCCAGUCCACACCUCAAGCACCUAGUCCUUAUGAGACAUCCAGCAAGCAAAAGGAAGCGAUCCACGCAGCGUUUUGCUCUACUCAUGAGUCAUCUAGGAAGCAAGAAAUGGAGAACAGCAAUCCUCCAUCACCUCUGUUAAUGGAAUUGUCGCCCAUAGCAAACCAAAAAACCAUCACACUUAGUUUUACAGAAGAAAAAUUCAACUCUUCUAUCUCUGACUUCACAUCUCCACAAGGCAGAUCGGCACCUCUUUUCAAUCAGCUUGAAAAACAUGCAGAUGAAUAUGAACCAGAAGUGGAACUCCAUGUAGUUCUAACAAAAUCCGAGAAAGGCAGCCUUGGCUUCACGGUGACAAAAGGCAGCGAUAAUACCGGCUGUUACAUCCAUGACGUAGUACAAGAUCCGGCCAAAAGCGAUGGGCGGUUGCGACCUGGAGAUCGUCUAAUCAAAGUUAAUGAGAUAGAUGUUACUAACAUGAGCCACACAGAUGCAGUCAGUUUUCUCCGAGCUGCUCCAAAGACAGUCAUGCUGGUGCUUGGACGUGUUCUGGAACAACCUAAGAUCCCGAUAUUUCCUCAUCUGUUGCCAGACAUUAGCCUUACCUGCUCUCAAGAAGAAUUAGGUGUUUCCCUUGCUGGCGGUCAUGAUAGUCUUUAUCAAGUGUUAUAUAUUAGUGAUAUCAGCCCCAAAUCUGCUGCAGCCAUGGAGGGAACACUUCAUAUUCUGGAUAUCAUCCAUUAUAUUAAUGGGAUCAGCAGUCAGGGAAUGACCUUGAAAGAAGCCAAGAGGGCGUUGGAAAUCGCUCUUCCGAAUGUGAUCCUGAAAGCAACAAGAGAUGGCCACCCGGUAUUUCCAAAAGCUAAAGAACAUGAAUUCGUUGGUCUGAAGUCAAUCAAACAGAAUGGCCAUUUUCAGGGAGAACAUUGUAGCAAAACAGAAAAGGGACCUGAUAAUUGCAAAAUUAAUGGUGAAACAAAUAGUAGUCUUCAGCUGAAAAGCCUAACCCAGGAUCAUCUCAUCUCUAAAGAAAUGCCUCCAAGCGAUACCAUUUUUCAGACCUCAGAUUUUCCCAACUAUAACAACAACAAAGCAGAAGUCCAAGAUGAAGAUUCUUACGAUGAGGAUGAUCACAAUCAAGUUAUUCAGUACCUUUUAGAUGUUGUCGACGAAGAAGCUCAGAAUCUGCUAAAUCGUAAUAAUUCUGCAUCUGAGACCCAUCAUCCAGAGACAAAUGGGAAACUUUUGGUAGAAAAAUCAGAGGACACAGACUAUGAUGGGUCAUCUUUGCCUGAAGAUUUUUCAGAGCAGACCCAAAUAAAUGGCUCUGAAGAACAUUGCAAUGGCAACAGGAUGUGUGAACGAUUACCUCAGCAACCUUUGAUAGCUCAGGAAGAUGACGAUGAUGUCACCUGGGGAAGUGAGGAGUUGCCCAUUGAAUCAAUAAACCAGCCACCGUCUGUUAAAGACUGCCCAUUAAUCACCAAUGAAGCACUUGCUGCUCUUCCAGUAGUCCAAAUUUUUCCUUCGGGCAACUACACAGGAACCAAAUUAAAAUCAACUGUUCAGAAGUUACGAGGCAUGCUGGAUCAAGGGGUCCCAUCUAAGGAGAUUGAGGUAGUCCUUGACCGUAAUUCAACCCACAGUUUUGCUAAUAAGUCAUGAGGGUCGUAAAAGCAAGUCACCAUCCAGUUUUAUUAUCUUUUUUGUGGUGGUUUUAAAGCAAAUGAUACAGUUGAUAAGCAAACCCAUCAUUUCCUAUGAGACAGUUUUUAACAAAAACCAGAAGUAAAUGCCCGUUUCCAGUAAAAAAAAUAGUAAAUUACGGUUGUGUGACUGCAGGGUGCUACAAAGAGCCAUAAAUGCAGGCUGGUUGCUGAACGCCCAAAUUAUGGUCACAUGACUGUGGGAGACGCCCAGAUGUUGGAACUUUAAAUUUGGGCGACAAAUCACAUUUUGCAGGUCUAUCAUAAUGUUGGAAGGUUGCUAAGGGUCCAGUCAUAAUUCAAGGACUACCUGUAGAAGAGUAUAUUCGUAGCUCAGACUUGGUGAUGAUUGAUUGAUUGAUUGAUUUUGUCAAUCCUAUGUAAGAUAAUAGGUAAAAGUAUAAACAUGAUUUGGAUACAUGAAAAGAGUAAGUAAAAAGGAAUAUUAGGACAGGAACGGUAGGCACGCAGGUGCACUUAUGCACGCUCCUUACAAACCUCUUAGGAAUGGAGUGAGGUCAACAGUAGACAGUCUAAGCUUAAAGUUUUGGGGGUUUGGGGAAGAAACUACAAAGUCAGGCAUUGACCACUCUGUUGCUGAAGUCAUAUUUUCUGCAAUCGAGUUUGGAGUGGUUUACCUUGAGUUUGUAUCUAUUAUUUGCUUGUGUAUUGUUGUGGUUGAAGCUGAAGUAGUCACUGACAGGUAGGACAUUGUGGUAGAUAAUUUUAUGUACUAUGCUUAGGUCAGACUGAAGUCGGCGUAAUUCUAAAUUGUCUAAGCCCAAAAUUUGGAGUCUGAUGUUGGCUAGCUGGGUAACGGAACACCUGUAUAAGCAAACCACAAAGAAAACUCCACUAUUUUCUUUGUUUCCUUUGUUCAUCAGAAUCUUUGUUCAUCUCAACCUGUGCUAAGAAACUUUGCAUGCAUGUUUACGUCUUAAUUUUCCCCCAUUGUCAAAUUCUUUACACCUGUACACAACUUCAUUAUAAAAAUACAGGUAGUCCUUGACUUACAUCCAUUUGUUUAGUAACCAUUCGAAGCUCCAACAGCACUGAAAAAAGUGACACGGCUAUUUUCACACAACCAUUGCAACAUCAUAACAUCAUACGAUCAAAAAAUCUAGAUGCUUGGCAACUGGUUCAUAUAUAUGACGGUUGCAAUGUAACUCACUUAACAACUGUCAGAAAAUUUGAGCUCUGUUGUGGUUGUAAAGGUGAGCACUACGUGUAAUUUGGUACCAACAGGUACCCAAGUUUCCAUGAAUAUCAUUUUGACCACAGAUCUAUUGGGCACCAAACAAGAUGUCCAUAAGUACUGGGGUUCUCGUAGGUAUAAGAUUAUCUGACACUAGAGAAAUAAGAAUAUUGUUGAAAUUAUUCAGUCAUUUUAUAAAAUAUCAAUUAUUUUCUACAUUUGCUACUCCGCUAAAUGCUCCCAUGUUUUAUUGCCAUCAUUAUUUCCAUGGUUCUUUGUCAUUUAUACCUUGCUUAAUUAUUUAAUUGCAAGCUAUAUUCAGGAGAGUAUCAAUCUAAAGCUCUACUUGAAUAUUCAAAUUGUUCAUUAUCAAGCUAUUAAACUAAACCUUAUCUCACACUUCAAAUCUCUCAGCCAUCUGUGUUGAUCUGGGUGAUAUAGACCAGGGGUCACCAACCUUUUGGACCUCAGGGACCAUUCAAUUCAUAAUUUUAAAUCCCGCGGACCACUAAUGUGAUCUGCCUAAUGACCACCUGGGUUAGCAUGGCUAGGUGGUCAUAUGACUGGGUGGGCAUGGCCAGUUCGAUGUCACUCUACUCGUCCCUCCCCUCCCAGCCACUCGUUGCCUCCCCGCCCAGGUUCCUUAGGGCCCCAACAGGAAGCAGUUGUUGGAGCUAAGCAGCCACCAUGAGAAAGAGUUGGCAAAACAGCUCAGUUCAAAUUGGAUCUGACCGAGAAGGAGGCUCACCAGAAGUACCUCACUGAGGACUAGGAGCACAGGCUUUCCAAGCAGAGGGAAGAACUGCGGGAGUGCAAGGCCAGAUACUGGUGCCUGGAGGGUCAGCAGGCUGAGAUAGUCAGCCAGUUCCAGGCCAUGAGGCAGUUCCACUGGAACAAGGCCCUCCAGCUCUACGCCACCAUAGGCACUUCCCUCCAGCCUUCGCCCAAAGCCCCACACCAGGAGGCUGAAGCAGACCCCAAGUCGGAAUUUCUGCUCCCCUCCAACCCACACAAAAAGACCCCGAGGUGGGAGAUUCUCUGCAGCAACACAAACCUUCAUUGCACAUAUCCGGCCCAGAGGCCGUAGUUUGAGAACCCCUGAUUUAAUGCAAUAUAAAAAAUGCAAAUAAUUUUUCUGUGGACUACCAAAAUUUUCUCGUGGACCACCAGUGGUCCAUGGACCACCAGUUGGUUUCCCCUGAUAUAGACCACAUUUAAUGUAAUAUAUUCUUCUUUAAAGGCAAAAGAAGACUUAAAAUUUUUUUCAUC
Ahaetulla prasina is the source of this 9367-nucleotide messenger RNA. RefSeq names its product protein tyrosine phosphatase non-receptor type 13 (gene PTPN13). Gene Ontology annotation, molecular function: protein tyrosine phosphatase activity; phosphatidylinositol 3-kinase regulatory subunit binding. The record is from RefSeq and is a predicted model, not a curated record. Gene Ontology annotation, biological process: peptidyl-tyrosine dephosphorylation. NCBI's taxonomy places the organism in Eukaryota, Metazoa, Chordata, Lepidosauria, Squamata, Colubridae. Gene Ontology annotation, cellular component: cytoskeleton; cytoplasm; nucleus. The coding region runs from base 245 to 6862 and encodes 2205 amino acids. The transcript has 43 exons.